This is a messenger RNA of Seriola dumerili (greater amberjack), 4171 nucleotides long. RefSeq names its product ensconsin-like (gene map7d2b). The coding region runs from base 37 to 2010 and encodes 657 amino acids. The record is from RefSeq and is a predicted model, not a curated record. Lineage: Eukaryota; Metazoa; Chordata; Actinopteri; Carangiformes; Carangidae. Gene Ontology annotation, biological process: microtubule cytoskeleton organization. Gene Ontology annotation, cellular component: microtubule cytoskeleton. The transcript is spliced from 18 exons.
GCGCCUGUCAGGUCGCGAAAAAGAACGACCGUUAAGAUGACUGAAGUGGCUCCGAGCCGCCCUGACAUGACAGCGCUGGCCCCCCCUCCUGCGCCGCUGCACACCAGUAGGAAUGCGUCACCUGCCCGAUCGCCAUCCAAUCACAACAGCCCUCCAGGCUCGCGGCGGCACUUAGCAAAAGAGCGACGGGAGGACAGAGAGAAGACACAAGAGCUGUCGGACGUGCUGCGGGAUAAGCAGCUUCGGGCGCAGCAGCAGCUGGAGCGCUCCGCCAAGGAGCGAGGGAGGAAGAUGGAGGAGCAGAGGAGGAAGGAGCAGCAGCGCAGGGCGGCGGCUGAGGAGAAGAGACGGCAGAAGCAAGAGGCAGAAAAGGAGAGGCUGGAGGCCCUGGUUCGCCGGAGAGGUGGGGGCGCAGAGACAAGAGGAGGAGGAGGUGGAGGGGAUCACCUGGAUAACAGACCCAAACGAUGGACAUGGGGAGGACCGCCUGACGGAGCGGAGGGUAACCCUAAGACCCCGCCCUGCCAUGCCAUUGGCUCCGCUCAGCCCAAUGAGCCCCCCGCUGCUUCCAGUGCCGGCCAAUCCCGUAACGUUGUUGAUUUCCUGUCUCCACCCGCCAUGGACCCGCCAAUCAACAAACAGCUCUCCAACUCUUCAGCCGCCCUCCACUCACCAGAGAGAGUGUCUUUUGUGUCCCAUCGAACAGCUUCCCCCAGCAACCACAGACCAUACAGAAGUUCCUCCAACCGCAGGAGCAUCGCUGGACUCCCUGAGGAGGCGUCCAGAGCCAAAACACCCACGGGGGAGACUCCAAACACACCGGUUCGCAGUUCUUCCUUCAGGGCCAACAGCAAAGGCCCGGCCACACCAAAAAGGGUGAAGUCGACCAGGAGUCGUGCCCAGUCUCCCUGCUCUCCGGGACAGUACCCGCCCUCCCCGCUCAGGCAGAGAGCCACCACCCCCGGCACCGACGACAGAGGUCACUCUGAGGUCAAAGGUCACGGCACCCUGGAGAGGAAAUCGACCAAAUCUGAAGCUUCAGAGAAGAAGAUCCCGAAAUCCACCAGCAGAGAACUGACCGCAGAGUCUCCAGGCACACCCACGGGCAGGAGCGUCGGUGGGACGACGGAUGCCGAGGAGGCGUCCAGGCUGCUGGCAGAGAGACGACGUCUGGCCCGAAUACAGAAGGAGCAGGAGGAGAGACAACGGCAGGAGGAGGAGAGGCUGAGGGCUGAGGAGGAGCAGAGGAGGCAGCAGGAGGCGAGGGAGCGACAGGAGAAAGCUGCACAGCAGGCCGAGGAGGAGAGAGUGAGGAGGGAGGAGGAGAGGAGGAGCAAGGAGGAGGAGGAGAGACGACAGAAGGAGCAGAGAUGGAAGGACAUGCACGAUCAGCUGGACAGAGAGAGGGAGGAGGCGUUCCUGCGAGCCCAGAAAGAGGCUGAGAGGAAGAGACAGGAGAGAGAGCUGCUGCACAUCCAGGAGGAGCAGGAGCGACUGCAGAGGAAGAAGAGAAUCGAGGAGAUUAUGAAAAGAACAAGGAAAAGUGAAGUGGAGCCUCCAUCUGGUGCCUCAGCAUCUGACCUGAGAGCCGAAGCUCCGGUCGCUCUGGAGGAGGACACCUCGACUCCCGCUGAAGCCCCCGUCAUCAUGCUGGGACCCCUGGAGAAUAAGAGCUGUGUGGACGAGCUGUCUGACGGAGUCCAGUCCAUGGACGUCAGCUCUCCAUCUGUCUCCAUCAGUCCUGUGUCCAGGGAGGAGCAGGCGAGCGCUCAGGAGUUUUCACCCGUCACCGAGGUAACGGACGGCUGCCCUCUGGAGCACCUGAUGGACCUCGACGCCCAGGGGCAAGGACAGCAACAGGGUGCAGAAACGCCCCCUUACCCAAAGUUGCAGGCCGGCAGCGGUGUCGGAGACCUCAACAAGAACCUGCUGAUUCAGGCGUACAGCGCCGCCUCUGAAUCCUCCCAGCUCAUCCACAGCGUCGGCCCGAGCAAGCUGGACGUCCAGUAGCCAGGGCUUUUUCAGGAGCUGGUUCAGUAGAAACAGGAGCCAGGACAAACAGACCAAGAGACCAUCACCAUCAACAACAACAACAACAACAACAACAAUCAUCUCCACAAGGAACAACAGCUGAACACCUGAUUUAUCAUCUGUAUUACCAAACCACACACACACACACACACACACACACACACCUGUCAAACUUCUGGCAACAUUUACAGGCAGCAGUGCAAAUGGGCAAUUUUGACUCUUAGAAACAGAGUUUGAUAAAAUCCUGCAAAUAAUGUGAAACAUAUUUAAGACAUGAUUGUCAUAAGAGGAAUUCUUGGAGUCUUGCAUGUUUGUCCUUUGAAAAGAAGAAGUUUAGGAAGUAAAAUGACUGUAAACAUAAGUUCAUGGUCAGGUUUAUGCAAAUAAAACUUGUAGGUAUAAGGUGGGGUAGUUCAAGGUCAGUGUCAGCUAAUAUCUGUACACAUUAACCUGCUUUUCAUUUACAGAUUACACAUGGUUUUGCAUUUAAGACAUCUCACAAAAGCUGCUGACGUUGGACUUGAUCUCAGUCCUCUGAAGGUGUAGAGAUGUGCAGAACGUCUCCUCGACACCUGUUCCUCUCCAAGCCAACAUUGCCCAGCUGCACUGCCGCCAAAUAUCACUCGAGUAUCAUCCGCUUUAAUCUCUCACCCCUGCUUUUGUAAAACUCUGUAAAUAGAUCCGACUGGGUGGAGGAGUCUGUCGUGGGAGGGACGGGCAGCGGCUCUGUAGCAGUUUAUCUGGAGGGACGCCGUAAAACAGACGCUGUUGUGUGAAUCCUGUGUAGCAUCUUCAGUGAGGACUAGCUAGUCGAGCUGUUUUAUGGUUGUAGCUUUGUACUUGAACAGUGUGGGAGUUUCUCUCUUUCUCGUCAGUGUUUCUGAUGGUUACUGUGUGUUUAUCCCACCGCUCGCCUGCUCUUCUGCUGACAGCGACUCCUGCUUCUAUAAAACCCAGUCUGCUGUAGAUUUCCUGUCAUCCUGAUGCUGGAGAAAACUAUCACAUAUAACCCCACUGUCGCUCCCUAACACGUAGAGCCUAUAGCUUUGGUUUCUCUGCCGCUCGUCACUUAACUGAUGGACGUUUUGUGGACUAGCAACGAUCCACAGCAAGGAUAUGAAGAAAAGUUGGAGGGAAAAGGGUAAAAAACAAAACAAAAUGUCCUGUAUUUUUAUCUGCAGGUCAGGAAAAUAUUGACACAGUGUGUUGUGUAUUUGUCUGGCACUGACUGUAACCAUGCAAGCUGCAGUUUAUAGUACUUAACAGUAGUUGUGUGUUUCACUGCUCUGAAGACGCUUACAUCUCCACCUCAGCUCAUUCCCCCAACUAAAAUAUACCUCACCGAUUCAGAACAGACUCUGGUGUUAAACAGCGUUCACCACCUCGCAGCUCAUCACCUCUGAGGCCUUAAACCUCCGUGCAGUUAGCAUCUUCCCUCUGUGCUUCACCCUGGGGCUGUUUCAUCCAGCAUGUGCACUUCUCGCUGUUUAAAGGCCGUUCUCCACUAAGAGGACCGGGAACUAGAGAAACGAUUCUGUGAAAGGAAGGUUGGAUCACCAUUUGAACUAAACACGCAAAUCCCCCUCCGACCCUCAGGGGCCCCAAACGCCCCACAUUCACUGUGUGGAUGAUCAGGACCAUAACCAGGAUUUUAAAAAUGCUGAUGUCAUAGUCUACAUCUCCCCAGCAGAACCCCACCCACCUAUGAAAAUUUAAACCAACCGUUUAGCAUAAAAUCCUGUUGUAUUUAUUCAACUGUUACUUUAUGGUCUGGUGCCAGUUGUUCAUUCUGGUGGAGAAUACUAGAUUCUUUUUCAACAGCCUCCAACUGAACUCUCUACAAAUUUAAGAAGUAUUUAAGAAAAAACACAUUUUAUUCAUUCUGCAGUGCCACUUUUGUACAUUUGAUUUCACUAUAUUUUGGUCAGGUGCCAUGUUUGCUUCUCUGGGGUAAAAUACUUACCAAUUAGUUUUUUAAAUUUCAUCUGUUGAGGUUUUUUUUGGGGCCUAAAAACAGUCAGAAUAUAUUAGAAUCAGCCUUAAAAUGCAACCUGUGUAGUAUGUGUGUAACUGUAGAAUGUAAAUCCUUCAAAAUGUCCAGAAAUCAUACUUGACCUCUGUGUCCUCAACAGCAACAGCU